Canariomyces notabilis is the source of this 2005-nucleotide messenger RNA. RefSeq lists its product as uncharacterized. Lineage: Eukaryota; Fungi; Ascomycota; Sordariomycetes; Sordariales; Chaetomiaceae. Gene Ontology annotation, molecular function: ubiquitin protein ligase activity; zinc ion binding; ubiquitin conjugating enzyme binding. The transcript has a single exon. Bases 201 to 1817 code for a protein of 538 amino acids. Gene Ontology annotation, biological process: positive regulation of proteasomal ubiquitin-dependent protein catabolic process; protein polyubiquitination; ubiquitin-dependent protein catabolic process. Gene Ontology annotation, cellular component: cytoplasm; ubiquitin ligase complex. The record is from RefSeq and is a predicted model, not a curated record.
CGAACCACGACAAGACAAAGUGGUCCGAAGGCAUGGUGAUUAAGCUGGUCGCACGGAACAGCUUCAAAGGUCUCACGCGGAGCCUCACCAGCAGGCUGAGGAGGAGGAGGCGGCUUACUCAAGCCUCCCUGUCACCCAUGUAAGUGACCGCGAGCCAAACAAAGCUCACAUGCGUGAGAUCAAGCAAGCACAGACCUGAUAUGUGCCAUCCAUGUACCAGGCCCUGCAUAUGUUGUCGUGAAGACUUCACGGGCGGAAGCAACAACUUGCACACACUGCCGUGCGGCCACAUGUAUUGCCGGACCUGCCUCGGCGUAAUGAUUGCCCAGUCCAUAACCGACGAAUCCAAGAUGCCGCCGCGGUGCUGCACGCAGCCAAUCCCCGGUUCAACCAUCAAGACGGUGCUUCCCCGAGACCAGCAGCAGCUGUUCCUAAAAGCCGUGGUCCAGUACAGCACCCCGUGGGAAGCUCGCAUCUUUUGCCCGAACCUCUCCUGCGGCGAGUUCAUCCCGCCGUCGGGCAAGGUCGACCCAAAGCACCCUUUUGAAGCGCUCUGCAAGAGUUGCAAGACUCGCGUCUGCGUCAUGUGCAAACGCGCCGCGCACCAGCUGGGUCACGACUGCCCCGAAGACGGGGAGCUCGACGCGGUCCUCAAGAUGGGCGAGAAUUCGGGGUGGCGGCGCUGCUACAAGUGCCGCGCCCUAGUCGAGCUUACCCAGGGCUGCACCCACAUUACGUGCCGGUGCAAAGCCCAAUUCUGCUACAUCUGCGGCGCCGUCUGGGACCCCGCCGUCGGCUGCCCCAAUUUUUGCAACGGUGAGGAAGAGCUCGAGCGGAGGAGAGCCGAAGAGGAAGCUCGUCUUGCCGAGCUAGAAGCGGAGAAACUGGCUCGGGAGAAGGCAGCCGAACUUGAGGCCGCCGAGAGGCGGGAGGCAGAGAAGAGAACCAGAGAGAGCGGGGAAUUCAGGGCGCUGCGUGAGGCACAGGAGAAGGAGCUAACGAAAUUUGCCGACUUUGAGCACAGGGCGAGAGAAGCCAUGCGCGUCCGGCACUCGGACAAGAAAGUCGCUCUUGACGAGCGCUUUUCAGAUUUAAUGGAGAAGAUGCGGGACCGGCACGCCAAGACGGAGCAGCACCUCGAAGACAGGCAGGUGCUGGCCGAAAUUGAGCUGCAGGCGGGUCAGGAGGAAAAGGAGAAGAAGGUACGGCUCAAGCUGAAGUACAUGGAAGACUACUGCCGCGGUGCGAUGGAGGGUAAGGAUCCUCCUCAUCCCAAGAAUCAUAACAACAGCAGCAACAAACCCAAGAUCAAUGCCUCCCAAAAUCAUGACAGGGAAAUGCCCCGGCGUCGAGUCACACAAAAGGAUCUUGAACAGCUCCGUCAGCAGUAUUGCGUGAGGGACUUCAUGGAAAGGAGGCACCAGUCGCAAAUCAACGGGUUGCGCGAGAAGCAAGCCAAGAGCAUGGAGGAGCUGGUGGAGCGGCAUCAGAGGGAGGUGCAGACGCUUAUGGACAGGCGCCGGGAGGAGGUCGAGGAACUUGCCGUCGAGUUCGCUAACGAAGAGGAGGCGCUGCUGCACGUGUUUGCCGAGCGGAGAGCGAGACUGGAGACGAGGUGGGCGCUGGCGAUUGAGAUCCUGAGGGUCGAGAUGGAGAACAAGUCGGGCUUGAAAUAUGCCGGCAUGCCGCUGCCCCGGUGGCCUCGCGAUCGCGGCACUGAUGACACGAAUAUGAGCGGUAUGGACGUGAAGGCGGAUAUGGAUCUGGAUAUGGAAAUGGCCGAGGCGGUGUUGGCGGUCAUGGAAGGCAUACCCUGACGCUGAGGAUCAUAUAUGGUGCUCCAAGUCUUCCUUGGCGCCGACACCACCUGCUCAGGCGCCUUGAUCUUUCCUCGUUGGUUGCUUCAAUGCUUUCUUGGGCACUGCUAUUUUGGCGUUUUCUUCGAUCUUGGAGGACAUUCAUCGCAUAGAUGCAGCAGGUUGGUUGGUCUCUUGUUUGACGGGGA